Miscanthus lutarioriparius is the source of this 900-nucleotide messenger RNA. Lineage: Eukaryota; Viridiplantae; Streptophyta; Magnoliopsida; Poales; Poaceae. The record is from the annotation of a GenBank genome assembly.
AUGUCCCUCUCCGUCGCCGGCGCGCGGACGACCUCCCUCCUCCCCUCUGCGUUCGCCGCCUCUUCAUCGCGCCCGCGCCUCAUCGCGCUUCCUCUCCUCCACCGCCGCUCGCACGGCGCCCUCGCCUCGCCGCCGGCCGCUGGCAGGCGGCUGCGGCGGCUCCGGGUGCGCAUGGCCCGGGCAGAGUCCACCGGCGUCGGCAUCGGCUUCCGCGCGCCGGAGUUCGAGCUCCCUGAGCCACUGACCGGGAAGCUCUGGACGUUGGACGACUUCGAGGGCAACUCUGCACUGCUUGUUAUGUUCAUAUGCAAUCACUGUCCAUUUGUAAAGCAUCUGAAAAAGGACAUUGCCAAGCUCACCUCUUUCUAUGUGGAGAAAGGACUUGGUGCUGUUGCCAUAUCGUCCAACUCAGUUAGGACACAUCCCCAGGAUGGCCCAGAACGUAUGGCAGAAGAAGCAAAGUUGUUCAAAUAUCAUUUCCCAUAUCUUUAUGAUGAGUCUCAAGAGGUAGCUAAGGCUUUUGGAGCAGUCUGCACACCUGAGUUUUACUUAUUCAAAAAAUGGCCAAGAAUUGCCCUUUGUACAAAAGCCGAGGUCACUUUGGCUACCUCAGAAUUUGAUUCGCUGUUGUCGCACCUUACAAUUUCAUUUCUGCUUUCUGACAUUUGUGUUUGGUUCCCUGUAGUGUCGGCUGCAACAUCAAAUGGCACCCAUGAGGUGCUCGUGUACCUCGUAGUGUCUGGCUGUGGCGAGAAAUAUAGGGAUGUUUCACUUCUUGCAUUUGAUUCGGUGCAGGUGCACAGGGCGCUGAAUUUCAAGUCAGUGUUGACUGCCUUUGGGAACAGAGUUGUGCGGGAGAAACCUGGGAACUUUUCUUGUGUAACAGGGGCAACAGUGUAG